Micromonas pusilla CCMP1545 is the source of this 201-nucleotide messenger RNA. RefSeq lists its product as uncharacterized. The transcript has a single exon. Lineage: Eukaryota; Viridiplantae; Chlorophyta; Mamiellophyceae; Mamiellales; Mamiellaceae. The coding region runs from base 1 to 201 and encodes 66 amino acids. The record is from RefSeq and is a predicted model, not a curated record.
AUGCGGGAGGCUGAGCAACGGGAGACGAUGGGGCCCCGCUACGAGGAGAUGAUGGCGGAUGAGAUGCUGAGACAGGACGAGGCGAACGCGAGGGCGGCGAUGCAAGGUCGCCCGGUCACUCCGCCUCGCGGUGUCGAGCCGAGGCGGAGCCCCGGUCCACGUCGCACGAGAAACAUCGUAUACAAAGAAGCUCUGGCUUAG